UUUCUGCCUUCCCGAGUCUCCAGAAGUUAUUGUUUUACUAUACUACUCCGGAGUAGCUUCCGUGGAUGUGCCCGUCGGGUCCAGAUCAACUCUGACUUGGCCCUCUCGCUAUGGUUCCAGGUUCAUGACAUGAACACGUUGACUAGAUGCACAAAUCCUGCUACUUGCAUACAUGCCAUACCGGAUACUACCUACUACUAUCUUUUCCUUGAUUCGCCGUCGACUUGGAACAUUCAUGUGAAAAGAUGAAAGAUUGAAAUGACGUGGACAAUUUAAUCCUGUUAUAGGACCCUCGCUAACUAGCCCGAUACUUGUUCUCGCGACAAAUCUAUCGAAUAUUUCAUUAGCAUUAUUCACUCGUUUUAUUACUGGACUAGAUUCAGGAGAACGAAUGGACCCCGAAGCUGAAUCCGCGAGAGUUGAGUUUGUUCGUCCUCAUCUCUCGGAGUAUACUCCGUCCUACGUAUACUAUUACGCACUCCAUGAGAUUUACUAUAGAUAUUAACGGUAAACUUGUUUCUGCACGGACUGUUCAUCGGUUGUUAAUAUUAUCUCCCAUGUGGACUUGGAGGUGGUCUUUGCGUCAAGCGAGAUGGCCCUCAGCCGAUCGCAAUAAACUCCUAGGUUCGUGGGAGCUGCCUAGAAUUAGAUGUCUAUCCACCAUCUCCCUCCUCCUGAUAUGCUGUAUGGGACAACUCCUUACGUCGUCCGUUUGGUAUGUCUUAAUUUUAAUAUUAGCGUUUCGGAUUAUUUUCUUGACCAAAGAGUUUGGGAGAGCUGGGAGGGCUUCUCAACGAGCGGUUUGAUAUUGUUCACUCCAUCUACAUACACCUGGGAAAUGAG
Aspergillus caelatus is the source of this 843-nucleotide messenger RNA. RefSeq lists its product as uncharacterized. The coding region runs from base 483 to 806 and encodes 107 amino acids. The record is from RefSeq and is a predicted model, not a curated record. The transcript has a single exon. NCBI's taxonomy places the organism in Eukaryota, Fungi, Ascomycota, Eurotiomycetes, Eurotiales, Aspergillaceae.